GGGCCGGCGGCGGGGCCGCGGAAGGGCGCGGAGCGGUUCCGGGGCAGGUGUCGCCGGCGGCGGCGGCCUCCCGCGGGAUGAGCUCGGAGAGGGGGAACGUGUCGCGCACGCGGCCCCAGCGCUACCAGAACGCGCGCGCCUUCAGGAACGACAAGUACGACAAGAGCGCGCGACUCAAGAAAAUAAAUGCUAAGCUUCAUGAUGGAGUGUGCCAGCAUUGCAAAGGUGUCUUGGAGUGGCGAGUAAAAUUCAGCAAGUACAAACUGCUGUCACAGCCUAAAAAAUGUGUGAAGUGCCUCCAGAAGACUGUAAAAGAUCCUUACCAUAUGAUUUGUCGACCAUGCGCGGGUAAACUAGAAAUUUGUGCUAAAUGUGGAAAAGAAGAAGAAAUAGUAAUUCCGAUCGAUAAAGGAAAAGACAGAACUGAGAGUGUGACUAUGAAAAGUGGCCAGGAGAGCAGUGGAUUGGACAAUGAGCUGGAUUUUGAUACAAACUUCAGUAGUACAGACAGUGAUGAGGAUUCUGAUGUGCUUGAAGAACAACUUAAAAGUAUGAAUUUUGAAAGGACAGAGAUCUAAAAGGUUGAGUUUAUAUGAGAAACUACGCAGUCAGAAGUGGUAAACAACUGUUCAGAAGACCUGAUUUGACAUCUAAGGUCCUUGCGUAUAGAUGUUGCGUAUAGAUUGUACAAAUAAAUAUUUUUUUUAAUUGAGCAGAUUUACUUGUGAAAAGAUACAGAAAUUGAAUCUUUGAGCAUAGUUAUUUCUUGCAUACAUAUAACAACUUCCUGUUUCUCUAGAAUAAAGCCUCUUUGCGUAAUUGGUCUAAA
Molecule: messenger RNA, 829 nt
Organism: Falco peregrinus (peregrine falcon)
Lineage: Eukaryota; Metazoa; Chordata; Aves; Falconiformes; Falconidae
Gene: CZH9orf85
Product: chromosome Z C9orf85 homolog
Exons: 4
Coding region: 78-578 (166 amino acids)
Source: RefSeq, a predicted model, not a curated record